Lactuca sativa (garden lettuce) is the source of this 2651-nucleotide messenger RNA. Its product is annotated as Sec23/Sec24 protein transport family protein. NCBI's taxonomy places the organism in Eukaryota, Viridiplantae, Streptophyta, Magnoliopsida, Asterales, Asteraceae. Gene Ontology annotation, molecular function: zinc ion binding; GTPase activator activity. Gene Ontology annotation, biological process: endoplasmic reticulum to Golgi vesicle-mediated transport; intracellular protein transport; COPII-coated vesicle cargo loading. The record is from RefSeq and is a predicted model, not a curated record. Gene Ontology annotation, cellular component: endoplasmic reticulum exit site; COPII vesicle coat.
CAUCACGUGUAUCACUUUUCCUCUCCUCGGAAUCGUCAUCUAUGCUGCCCAGUGUUUCCUGAAAUAAUCAUAAACUUGGAUGAAACCCUUCGAUCCAAGAAAGUAAUCUUGAUGGCGAACGCAACUCCGACUUAGUUUCAAGCUAAUCAAAAUGGAUUUCGUCGAAUUGGAAGCAAUCGAAGGCCUACGAUGGUCAUGGAAUUCAUGGCCAGUAUCAAGAACCGAAUCAAACGAUCUGGUAAUCCCUUUGUCCAUAAUGCAAACUCCAUUGAUGAAAUUCAACGAACUUCCACUCCUAUCCUACGAUCCAUUGAUCUGUUCUCGAUGUGGCUCCGUCUUAAACCCGUACGCUCGUGUCGAUUACCCUUCUCGAAUCUGGAUUUGCCCUUUUUGCUAUCAGAAGAAUUCAUUUCCAAGAUCGUACGCCGAAAUCGGCGAGAACAAUAUUCCUGCUGAGCUUUUCCCAACUUACAGUACUGUUGAAUACCAAUUAGGUCACCAGGGUUUGAUGACUCCGACCCGGAUGAAUUCCAAUCCGGUUCACAAUUGGGGAACUAGUAACGGAUCAGGGUUGGCUAAAUCGAAUUCGUCCUCGUUUUCUUCGUCUUCGUUGUCGAGUUUAGAUCAACGAGGGUUAACAGGGAGGGGAAUAGGGAUUGGGCCGGCGUUUGUUUUUGUCGUGGAUGGUAGUUCAAGUGAGGAUGAACUUAAAGCACUUAAGAAUGAGUUGCUGUUGAUUGUUGCACAGCUGCCGGAAAAUGCCAUGGUAGGGUUGAUUGUUUUUGAUUCAAUGGUGAGGGUGUAUGAUCUUGGGUUUACUGAGUGUUUACGGGUGGUUGUCUUACAUGGUGAACGCAAGCCUUCUUCUAGCCAGAUCAUAGAGUUUCUCGGAAUCCAUCCCACAAGACAACAACUUGGAAAACCACAAAAUACACAAAAACACAAUUUCAUUUUACCAAUUUCCGAAUGUGAAUUCAACAUCACCACCGCCAUCGAAGACAUCCGCCACUCACCACCACCAUCCUCCGGCCACCGCCCUCCCCGGUGUACCGGAGCCGCGAUACUAGUUGCCAUAGCCCUUCUAGAAGGUUCUCUAGUCCCCACCGGGUCCCGCAUCAUGGUAUUCACAUCCGGGCCCGCAACCAUCGGUCCCGGCACAAUCGUAUCCCAAGAUCUCAACCAAUCAAUCCGGACCCACCGAGACAUCAACACCGGGAACACCGUUUUUUAUAAAAAAUCUUCCGAUUUUUAUAAACAAAUAUCCGAAAAACUAUCCGAUUUAUCGAUGGUUCUUGAUCUUUUCGCGUGUUCGUUGGAUCAAAUCGGGGUCACGGAGGUCCGACCCGCGGUGGAGCGAUCCGGCGGGUUCGUGAUGCUAUCCGAAUCCUUCGAAUCGGAUCAAUUCAAAAAAUGUUUACGCCACAUUUUUUCGCGCGAUGAAGACGGGUUUUUAACCAUGUGUUUCGAUGUAACAAUCGAAAUAAUCACAACAAAAGACGUGAAAGUAUCCGGGGCAAUCGGCCCGUGUGUUUCGACCCGGAAACAAAACGGGUCGAACAUUUGGAAACUCGGGACAAUAACCGAUAAAACAUGCAUCGCGUUUCUAUUCGAAAUCACUCAAGAACAAAAAGCACAACCGGGAACUGCGUUUUUCAUACAAUUCAUAACAAAAUAUCGACACGGAAACAUGGGGUUUAGGAAGCGCGUGACGUCGGCAGCUCGGCGGUGGGUUAGCGGCGGCGCACCGGAGAUCGCCGCCGGGUUUGACCAGGAGACCGCGGCGGCAGUGAUGGCGAGGUUGGCGGUCCGGGAGACGGAAAGGAAUUUUCCGAGGGAAGUCGUGCGGUGGCUCGACAAGGAGCUUAUCCGUUUCGCCGGAAAGUUCGGGGAUUAUAUUCCGGAAGAUCCCGGAUCUUUCCGGUUAUCUACAAAUUUUUCUCUCUACCCACAAUUCAUGUAUCAUUUAAGAAGAUCACAAUUUAUAGAUGUUUUCAAUAGUAGUCCGGAUGAAACCGCGUUUUUUCAAAUGAUGUUGAAUCGGGAAUCGGUGAUCGGGUCGUUGAUUAUGAUCCAACCGACGUUGACCCGGUUUUCGUUUGACGGGCCACCGGGUCCGGUUCUUUUGGAUAUCGGGUCGGUGUCACCGGAUGUGAUUUUGGUAUUUGAUUCGUAUUUUUAUGUGGUGAUUCAUUACGGGUCGAAGAUAGGGCAGUGGAUGAAAAUGGGGUAUGAUAAGGAUCCGGGGCAUGAGAAUUUCAGGAGGUUGUUGGAGGCGGUGGAGAUCGAGGCGGCUCAGCUGGCGGCUGAGCGGAUUCCGGUGCCGAAAGUGGUGAGGUGUGAGCAGCAUAGUAGUCAGGCGAGGUUUUUGUUGGCUAAGUUGAACCCUUCGGUUACACAUAAGUCGAGUUAUGUUGUUGAUGGGGCUGAGGUUGUGUUGACUGAUGAUGUGAGUUUGGAGGUUUUUAUUGAACAUUUGCAGGAAUUGGCUGUUCAGGGUUGAUUUUGGAUGUCAUUGUUGUUGUAUAGAGUUUGGUUUUUAUUGAGUAGAAUUGUGGUAUAGGAAGGUGUUGUGCAUUACGGAUUAUGUGAAAUUCACGUGGGUUUUGUUAAAUCGGAAAAUAUAAUCGCAAGUAGUUUCUUGAUUGGGUAAA